AAAGACCCAGCUGGGCGUCCUGCUCGUGGCGCGAAGGCUGAGGUCACCUGCAGGGUGGAGCAUCCUGGAUGCUGUGCUUAGUAGUGGCGUGUUCCGGAAAGAUCAGUUCAACCUCCCGCUGUGCUCCCCACCGCUCUUGCGAUGCACUCUCUCAACCAGGAAAUCAAAGCAUUCUCCCGGAAUAACCUCAGGAAGCAAUGCACCAGGGUAACCACGCUAACUGGGAAGAAAGUUAUAGAAACAUGGAAAGAUGCCAAAAUCCACGUCGUGGAAGAAGUGGAGCCAAAUGGAGGGGAUGAUUGCGGUUACGUGCAGGACCAUAGCUUGGAUCUGCAGGUUGGCGUUGUGAAGCCUUGGUUGCUUCUAGGUUCACAAGAUGCUGCUCAUGAUCUGGAUAUACUGAGAAAGUACAAGGUGACUCAUAUUCUCAAUGUUGCAUAUGGAAUUGAGAAUGCUUUCCUCAGUGAGUUUACAUAUAAGAACAUUUCUAUCAUGGAUUUGCCUGAGACCGAUAUCCUGUCUUAUUUUCCAGAAUGCUUUGAAUUUAUUGAACAAGCAAAAAUGAAGGAUGGUGUUGUUCUUGUUCAUUGUAAUGCAGGAGUUUCCAGGGCUGCCACAAUUGUAAUAGGCUUCCUGAUGCAUUCUGAAGAAAUCUCCUUUACUGGUGCAUUUUCUUUGGUGAAAAAUGCAAGACCUUCCAUAUGUCCAAAUUCUGGCUUCAUGGAGCAGCUUCGUACCUAUCAAGAGUGCAAGGAGAGCAAUUUGUGUGAAGACACACCAGAAUUGGGAAAGAACAACAGCUCAUGACCUUCAUUCUAACAGAUGAUGAACAAUUGCAAUUUCUGAAUUGG
Messenger RNA from Perognathus longimembris pacificus (Pacific pocket mouse), 851 nucleotides. RefSeq names its product dual specificity phosphatase 19 (gene Dusp19). The coding region runs from base 142 to 807 and encodes 221 amino acids. The record is from RefSeq and is a predicted model, not a curated record. Gene Ontology annotation, cellular component: cytoplasm. NCBI's taxonomy places the organism in Eukaryota, Metazoa, Chordata, Mammalia, Rodentia, Heteromyidae. Gene Ontology annotation, biological process: regulation of MAP kinase activity; protein dephosphorylation. The transcript has 4 exons. Gene Ontology annotation, molecular function: JUN kinase phosphatase activity.